UGGUUAUGUAUUUAAGAACAUUUUAGUAGCAAGGUCUGAUCCUUAGAUCUUAUCUUUUUAAUAUACAGGUCCAUCUACAUUUAUCUGGUGACCUCCUACCGGAAGAGCUGUGGUGAUAGCCUCAUUUUUGGUUUUUGGUUUUUUUUUGAUAAUUGGGACCUUUAUUGUUUUCAAAGUUGUUUUGAUCCUUUUAUUGAUUGAAACGUUAUUGUUGAUUGAAAGCUCUGUUUUGAAAGUUAACGUUUAUUCAAAAAGUCGUUUGUUCUAAAAGCCGUUUAUUCAAAAGUUGUUUAAUUAAAAAGUCUACAGUCAGUUUAUUUAAAUCAAAAAGUCCAAAAACCGUUUAUUCAAUUCAAAAAGCCCACAGUUUACUAGCCAUUAUGGCUCAUUUUGUUAUUUCCCAUAUGGGAUGUACUAUACCUUAUUUAUCCGAUUAACCUCUUACUUUAAAAGACCAUACUUCUGGCACUUUGUCGCUGUUCUAAUAUAGCGUUACCUAUUUCUGAUACUUAUUGAAUGGCUGUGUGGUUUGGGAACGUUUAUAUUAGAGCUUGUUGGCGCUGUUGAAACGAAGCCUGGAGGUGUUUGGGAUAGGCACUAUUGUCCCUUCCUAGUAGAUGGUGGCAGGUACGCCAGAGAGGAAAGUGCGAAGUAUUGUGGUUAUGUAUUUAAGAAUAUUUUAGUAGCAAGGUUUGAUCCUUAGAUCUUAUCCUUUUAAUAUAUAGGUCCACCCACAUUUAUCU
Hypoxylon fragiforme is the source of this 743-nucleotide messenger RNA. RefSeq lists its product as uncharacterized. The record is from RefSeq and is a predicted model, not a curated record. NCBI's taxonomy places the organism in Eukaryota, Fungi, Ascomycota, Sordariomycetes, Xylariales, Hypoxylaceae. The transcript has a single exon. The annotation marks the transcript as partial.